UGAGCGCUGUCUCGAAUACAAAAGGACACCUUCACAGGUUCAACACAGGAAAAGAUUCUCAUUUCUCUUGCAACUGCCAGCCUCAGGUAUGAGGGCCUGCUUAGUAUUCCUUUGCUUACUGGCAGCAACAUUCGCCCUGUCUGUAAAAAGUAAACCUCAUGGAAAACAUCAUGGAUUGCAUAAGGCUUCACAUACAGCCAAAGAAAAGGACACUAUCACAGAGGAAGCCAACAAGCCACGGGUCGUCCCCACCUUAGUCACAUUUGAGGCCAGCAGCCAGGAGCAGGAAGAUGAAGACGUGAGCUCCCAAGACAACGCCAAUGCUAACAAGGAGGAGGGAGGGUUUGAGGUGUCUGACAGGAACGACAAAACAACUGCAGUCUUGCUGAGCGAGGAGGAGUUGGUGGACCUCCUGAAGAAAGAGGCAGAAGAAGAGCAGGAAGCAGAAGAGAGAGCCUUAGAGGAAGAAGUGGAGAAGGACAAAGGCAAGGCAGAGUCUGGUGAGGCUGUGGAGACCAGUGAGGAUGAGGAGGAGAUAAAGUUGGAUGACAAACUAGAAAUAGAGGAAAAUGCUAAAGAUGUGACAAAUGAGGAGGGUGAAGAAAUAAAGAGUGUAGGAGAUGCUGAAAUGCCAGAGAAAGAAGAGGAAGAAGAAGUGGAGGAGGAAAAGUCUGUUAAAAAAAUAGCAAGCAGAGAGGAACAAGGGGCAUUUCUGGAGGACACGGAUGGAAGCACAGAGUCAGAGAUCCCCGCUGAUCUCGACUACGCUGCAGAUAGCGGCAUUUUACAGCCUCUCCAGAUUGUAUCGGCUAAAAUGAAACCCAGCGCUGAUGACACUCAGCCUCCUUCAAAACCAGAUGCUAAAGAGAAGGAAGCUGGUGAGAAAGGCCUGCCCACCAUCACAGAUGAUUAUGAGCAAGACGUACAAAACACAGAAGCAGUGGACAGUGAGGAGGAGUCUGAUCAGGACAAAGAUUCAGAGGUCAAGUCUAAAGACGUUGAUAAGAAAGAACCAGAAGCAAACGUGGACCCUCAAGAACCGAAGAGCAGCACAGAGCUUGAAUCAGAGUCCCGGCCAGCUGGAAAAGAGGAAGAGAGAAGUAAGAAUGACAGUGGAAGUCACACCAAGGGAAAGACAAGGAAGCAGAAGAAGAACAAGAGGGCGAGGAAGCACUCUCCACAGAGUGAGGAAGCACAGUCUGGACAGGAACAGAGCCAGCAGGAUCCUCAGGCGUCUGAGGGCAGCAGCAUUGACAACACAGUGCAAAAGGCAAAGAGAAGAAGGGCCGGAAAAUGGGGUCCUUUAGUAGGAAUGAAUCCAGUGCAGAUAAGAGCCACAGUGGAUCUCUACCCCAGUUCCAGGCCCCCUCUUGGUGGAGGUGUCCAUCACCCAGAAGCCCCUGCUGAUCCAUGUGACAACUUUCCCUGCAAGCGUGGAAAGACGUGUAAACUUGAUGCGGACAAUAAGCCAAGCUGCGUGUGUCAAGAGCCAUCGGAGUGUCCUCCCAGUGUGAAUGAGUUUGAUCAUGUUUGUGGGACAAAUAACAAAACAUACGAUACAUCAUGUGAGCUCUUUGCAACGAAAUGCAAGCUGGAAGGCACAAAGAGAGGACACAGACUUCAUCUGGACUACACCGGGCCAUGCAAAGUGAUACCUCCUUGUGUGGACACUGAGCUUGUCCAGUUCCCACUACGAAUGAGAGAUUGGCUGAAAAAUGUGCUGCUGCAGCUCUACGAACAUGACUCCAUGUCUCCUGGCUUCCUCACACCUAAACAACGCUUUAGAGUGAAGAAAAUCUUUGAGAGUGAGAGGCGUCUUCAUGCUGGCGAUCACUCCGUUGAGCUGCUCGCGCAGGACUUUGAGAAGAACUACAACAUGUACAUCUACCCAGUGCACUGGCAGUUUGCACAACUGGACCAACACCCCUCUGAUAGAGUCUUGUCCCACUCAGAGCUGGCUCCACUCCGAGUCCCACUGGUGCCGAUGGAGCACUGCACCUCCCGCUUCUUCCAGGAGUGUGACGCUGACAAGGACAAGCAGGUGUCCUUUAAAGAGUGGACUUCCUGUUUUGGUAUCAAGAAUGAUGAUAUGGAUGUCAACCUGCUAUUCUGA
Molecule: messenger RNA, 2113 nt
Organism: Plectropomus leopardus (leopard coralgrouper)
Lineage: Eukaryota; Metazoa; Chordata; Actinopteri; Perciformes; Serranidae
Gene: sparcl1
Product: SPARC-like 1
Biological process (GO): anatomical structure development
Molecular function (GO): calcium ion binding; extracellular matrix binding; collagen binding
Source: RefSeq, a predicted model, not a curated record